Molecule: messenger RNA, 1993 nt
Organism: Sphaeroforma arctica JP610
Lineage: Eukaryota; Ichthyosporea; Ichthyophonida
Exons: 1
Source: RefSeq, a predicted model, not a curated record
GGUCACUGCUGGCGCUGAGUGAAUAUUUACUCUCGUGUUGUGUGUGGUAUAUCAUAAGUUUGUUUCACAAUACAAAACGCACGUAUACAACUCACAAACCGAGUCACUUACAAAACGAAAGAGUCCGAUUCGGACUAUGGCAUAUUGCAGACUGCACACAUUGUUGCUGAGGGUGUGAUACGACUAAAGGCACACGACUGGUCACACCGCCACAGCUACAGACACUCGCAAUGUACCACAACUGCGGGUUCGCACACACACAACUCUUCUACAGGCACGCAUAAAUUUCACACAAAUACAGACACAUGUAAUAUAAGCACAUUCGGCCAUUUACGCUCGACCCAUCCCUACGAGUUAUUUGUCACGCUUUCAUAGGUAUAAAAAGUCUGCGUAGAAAACCUGAACAGGCCAGUAAUUCAGACUGGAACUACAACCACCGAGUACAUAGGGUGAGAAGUAUAUGCGUUUAUGCAUUUGAAUUACAAAAGCAACAAUGCACGCAAAUGCUGAAAGUGGCCAAGUCAGACAGAAUAGUACCGCCAACGAAAUUGAAUCUGCUGGUGAUGAAUCGAUGGCUAUGAGCGCACGUCCAGUUGCCCCUGAAGACACGCAGGGUGCUCUCAAAGCGACACAAAAUAACAAACCAAACGAAAAUUCAAGUACCAUGGACGAUCCCACUAAAGAGAUGACCAGCACAACGGACACCGCGGCACCUACUACCUCCGAUGUAGGCCAAAAUACAGACACAAACAAGACCACGUCUGACAGGACAGUCUCAGACAUGGCAGACACAGACAACACAAACGCAAAGCAUGCAGACGCAAAGCAUGCAGAUCCAAACUCUGCAGCCACGAAAGAUGUCAUUAAAACCUCCAAUGCAACGGAUGGGCCGACUGUGGGGGGGUUGAUCCCCAGUGUGCGGGUGAUAACACCGCCUAACCCUCCCGCAGCCGCAGUGGCUGAAGUCGGCUCUACACUUCCAAACAUACGCACACCACAGCCACACGAAAGUGCACGGAUACCCAUGCCAGCCCACACACAACCCUCCGCACCAUCAUACAUAGAUACACAACAGAAUACAGCGACCACUGCACGCACACAGGCACGCACACACGGGAGUGAACAGGCACAGUCCGCCGCACAAGAGACAUCAGUAGACGGCUCCUCCAACGAUGCCGUGGCAACUAGCAGCAAAGCAGCGCCAACAGCUGUCAGUGACAUACUUGACAGGUCGACAGCGGACGCACCCGACCAACCGUACACAGACGAUAGCCACACAAGCGAUGGCAGUGCACAGGCACUCACACACGAUAGCAGUGCACAAGCAGGCACUCGGCAGCACACUAGCCCUCCAUCAGAGAGCACUACACUCGCAACCACUCCAAGGGACGCCUCCAAACCUAAGUAUGCCAUAUCCAGCACCACGGACAACAAGGCACAUCGUUCACAUCCAUAUGCACAACCUACCAAAGCAACACAGCCACAGCUACUUCCACAAAUGUCACAACAGCAACUACUUAUGCUCAGGCCCAUUUCCCCCAGACAGCCGUCACCCUCAGGAUUCGAGGCCAGGAAACGCAUCCAUUCAGAUCCCAACUCAAACGCAGCCAUUAGCAUGAGCAUAACGCCCGCGGGCGCAAAACCCAAAGACAAGUCACGGUUCAUAGGCAUCAAAAUCAACACGGACAUGAAGGCGGCCCCCAGCCCAAUUGCCAGUGCAGGGUCACGAGUGGAUAGCAAGGGACAGACACCGCGCAUUUACACGCCUCGAGCACACACCCCCAACAACCGAUCCCCCCGGUCCCCACGGUCGGCCAGAGGGCGCGGAUCCCAAGUAUUCGUGCUCAACAAGGGAAGACAAGCCUCAUUCCAGUGCUGUUGGAGUGGCUGUGGUGAGUUUGUGGGCGAUCUCAUGGACCACAUCAACACAGUGCACAUUGGCGUGGGCAGGGCUAAGUACGACUGUCUGUGGAAGGGCUGUGAUCGCGGACGG